UUAUCAACAUCGAAAACAACAACAACAACCAAAGAAAUCAUCAUCAUCAUCAUCAUCAAUGAUGAAAAAUAAUUCCAAACAUUCACAACAAUUAUCAGCAUCAAAAUUAUUAAAACAAUUAGAUCCGAAUGCAAUAUAUAAUAGUUCGGUUAUUAGUCAUAAUAAUAAUAAUAUCUAUGAAAGUGGUAAACAUCGAAGUCCAUCAAAUCGUAUGAUGAUGAUGAUGAUGAUGAAUGGUCAUAAUCAUCAUCAUCCUCAUCAACAUCAUCGAUCAUCAUCAAGACGUCAUCAACAUUCAUCUGGUUAUUCAGGUGUUGGUUAUAGUGGUCCAACAGCAGCAACAUCAACAACAACAACAACAGCAGCAGCAGCAGCCGAUAGUAGUGGACAUUCAUCAGCAAGUCAAGAUAGUAAUAAUAAUAUGAAACAGAUGAAAAUUUCGGAUGAAAAAUUUAAAAUUGAUACAAUGCUUACCCAUAAUCAACAUCAACAACAUCAUCAUCAUCAUGGAAAGAAUCAAAGCCAAUCAUUACCACGUGUUCCUCAUCAUCAUCAUCAUAAUGGUAGUAGUAGUGAUGUUGAACGUACACGUCGUGAAAGAUCAAAAUUACAUUCAACAUUAUCAAGCGAUUAUAUACAUUAUCGUUCACCAUCACCACCAUCGAAAUCAACGAUUGAAGAUCCAAUAAUGAAACAAAAAUCAAAUAAAUUUACAAAUCAACCAUUCAAUAAUCCAUAUCGUUCAUUAUCAUCGAAAACAAAUUCAGUGAAAACAACAACAACAACAACAACAGCAACAAUAAUUCCCGAUUCUAAAUAUACAACAUCAACACAAAUACGAUCACCAGCAAUGCCUAGAAGUGCAUUGUAUUCAAUGAAUACAACAACAACGACUACGUCGACGACGCAACCAAAUUAUCGAUCCUAUCUAACAUCAUCAUCUACACGGUUUACACCAACAAAAACACAAUAUGAUUCAACGACAACAACCACAACAAUCAUGACAAGUCCAACAACAAUAACAUCACGAUUAUAUUCAUCAUCACCAAGUAUUGUACCAACAACUAAAGUGACAAACAUUCAAAUGAUCGAUGAUGAUGUUUCAAAAACAACAUUGACAACAACACCACCACCACCACCAUCAUCAUUAUCAUAUCGUUCUGGUGGUAGAUUAUUUGGAUCAUCAUCAUCUGCAUAUUAUCCAUCGAAAUAUGUGGAUAAUAACAUUAUUACAACAGCUAUAUCAUCGUCUACUAUUACGACAACAACAACAACAACAAUUCCAAAUACAAAUCUAAGUCAAACAAGAAAUUUAUUCUCAACAUAUACAUCACCAUAUACAAGUCAAUUAUCAACAUCAUCAUCAUCAAUACCAACAACAUAUAGAUCAUAUAUCGAUCAUCAACAACCAAUAGCAACAACAACAACAACUAGUUAUUCGACAAUCAAAUCACCAACACCAUCACCAACAAAUGAUUUGAUGAUGAAAAAACAACAACAAAAAGAUUAUCAUCAUUCAUUUCAAUGGUCAAUUUCACCAUCACCAUCAUCAUUACGAACACCUACACCACCAACAACAACAAAUGAUGACAAAUAUCGAUUUAUUCAUUCAACCACAACAACACCAACAACAACGACAUCAACAUUGACGACAACAACAACGAGUGGACCAUCAUCAUCAUCUGUAAAUUUAUUUGCAAGAGUUUAUCCAAAAACAUAUGAAGAAUAUGUCAAAUCUUAUCGUUAUCCUGAAUCAUCAUCAUCAUCUUGGAGACAACAACAACAAAAACAGCAGCCACAACCAACUAGUAAUGAUACAAUGAUUACAAUUGAUCAAACAUCAACAUCAUCAACAACAUCAAUACCACAAAAUGAAAAUGUAUUUGUCGUGACUGGUUAUAAUCGUACAGAUAAAAAUAUGACAGAUCCUUCAUCAACAUCAAAGACAAUAAUGAAAACAAUGACAACGACCAAACAACGUGAAGAAAAUGAACAACAAAAACGAAUGAUAUUCUAUAAACAUCAGACAUUAUUCCAUGAUACAUAAUCCAUACACAUUUUGGAUGAAACACAACUAAAAUCGUUAAGAAGAUUAAUAAAAAGUUUUAAAAUGAAUGAAGAAUAUUUCCACUGAAAGCCAACUGAAAACAAUAACCUUGAAUGAUGUUGAUGUCUUUUGUUCGUCGUUUGUCAUAGACAUUUUUUUUGUUGUUGUUGUUCACAAUUGGAAUUUUAAACAAACAACA
Molecule: messenger RNA, 2246 nt
Organism: Dermatophagoides farinae (American house dust mite)
Lineage: Eukaryota; Metazoa; Arthropoda; Arachnida; Sarcoptiformes; Pyroglyphidae
Source: RefSeq, a predicted model, not a curated record